CACUGCAUUCUGGGUAAACCGUGUCUCAAAAAUUUGAAGAGCGCAUGCGUUCGCUACUUCUUUCCUUUUGCCUCGUUGCGUCCGAGAGAGCAAGAUGGGUCACCAGCAGCUGUACUGGAGCCAUCCGAGGAAAUUUGGCCAGGGUUCUCGUUCUUGCCGCGUCUGCUCAAACCGGCACGGUCUGAUCCGGAAAUACGGUCUCAAUAUGUGCCGCCAGUGUUUCCGUCAGUACGCGAAGGAUAUAGGCUUCAUUAAGUUGGAUUAAGUGAACUUCCUUGAAUUGGUCAUCCAAGAUUACGUUAACUGCAGAUAACCAGGAUACCUACUUCAAUGUCAACUCAUUGUACAUAAAAUAAAAAAUACUCCAAUUAUGAGUGCUUUAAUGUGAA
This is a messenger RNA of Callorhinus ursinus (northern fur seal), 389 nucleotides long. RefSeq names its product ribosomal protein S29 (gene RPS29). NCBI's taxonomy places the organism in Eukaryota, Metazoa, Chordata, Mammalia, Carnivora, Otariidae. Gene Ontology annotation, cellular component: cytosolic small ribosomal subunit; ribosome. Gene Ontology annotation, molecular function: structural constituent of ribosome; zinc ion binding. Gene Ontology annotation, biological process: cytoplasmic translation. The record is from RefSeq and is a predicted model, not a curated record.